This is a messenger RNA of Teleopsis dalmanni, 1114 nucleotides long. RefSeq names its product cell death protein hid-like. The record is from RefSeq and is a predicted model, not a curated record. Lineage: Eukaryota; Metazoa; Arthropoda; Insecta; Diptera; Diopsidae. The transcript is spliced from 4 exons. Bases 1 to 810 code for a protein of 269 amino acids.
AUGAGAAGCAACACACCAGCAGCAGCAACAGCAACAACAACAACAAUAACAUACGACAGCAACAAUUGCUCACUUCUGCUUAUUUUUGCUGAUAAAGUCAGUAGAAUUGCUGCUGGUGCACCUGUAUUCCAAUACCCCACACCACCAAGUCCUUCAUAUUCAGUGCAUAGUCCAAGUUAUAAUGGUGGAGAAAUAUUUUUUCCACGUGGUCGCAGCACACCACGUACGCCACGUACUAGUGUGAGUUUUGCUGCUGGCGAUGAAGUGAAUUUCUUUCGCCAUCCACCAGCUACACCAGGCGGUCCACCACAAUCAGCACCACCAAUGCCCAGUCAUCAGGCACCACAAUUUCAUCACUCAGCGUAUACACAUUAUCAGUACACACCGCCACCAACACCAACCACUUCAAUGGCUGCCGCAAGUUCAACGGCAGCUGCCUCCAGUACCACAGUGCCAAAUGCCACAAAUACCGCGUCAACAUCCACAGCAACUGGAACAACACAAAGAUUACAACGAAGCUAUCCUGAUUCAGUUAGGCGUUCACGUUUAACAUCCACCGGUGAAGAUGAACGCGAAUAUCAGAGCGAACACGAAACCAGCUGGGAUGAGUUCGAGGAUCGAUAUUUAAAUUUCACCGCAGGACGUGAACGUCUACAGGAAUUCAAUGGACGAAUACCACCGCGCAAGAAGAAAAAGGAGGUUCAGAAAGCAAAGCCAGAAAAGAAGGAACAGAGCUUCACCUGGCCCACAGUAGUCACAGUUUUUGUAUUUGCCAUGGGUUGUGGAUUUUUUAGUAGCACGAUGAGUUAGUUGAGCACAGAGAGGACAGAGUUAUUAUAUAAAUAUGAAUAAUUGUUAAAAUGGAGAUAUUAGAAAACAAUCAAUCUGAAGAGAGUGAAUUGAAUUACUUUAAUAUUUUAAAAUAUUGAAAAUGUUAUAGUCAAAUCAAUUCCCUCAAAAUAUGGAAAUACCGAAACGUCACAAAGGCGAAGGAUCUUAUAGCAAAUUAAGCAAAUUUACAAUAAAUGUUAGUGAAACAUAAAAUAAAAAAAAAAUAAAAAAAAAGAAGAAGAGCUUCAAUUGGACGAAGAAAAAUUAUUGGACAAGAUAUAAA